Lingula anatina is the source of this 1951-nucleotide messenger RNA. RefSeq lists its product as uncharacterized. The record is from RefSeq and is a predicted model, not a curated record. Lineage: Eukaryota; Metazoa; Brachiopoda; Lingulata; Lingulida; Lingulidae.
AGAUUUACAUAGUGUGUGCAAACAUUUCGGGCAGAAAUGCAAACACCAGGCUAGAAACGGUAGAUGCACAAUUUCUAUUGAUUUUUGUUUGUGAUCUCUGACAGAAACGAAGUAUGACGUGAUGACUGGCCAAAUGAGGGCCACACACUGAUACAGCUAAUGGACUGACUGGAAGAUUUAGUGAACAGAGGGUACAGAAUGUAGACAACAAGUGCGAUCCCUGACGUAGUAGUAAACUUGAAGGAUUGCAGGAGGCAGGAGACCGUCUCGAAGAUGAGUCUGGUCACUAGCCGUCCUAGCCUGGGGCCUCGUGCAGUAACCAUGGACUCCUGGACGAUCUCUCAAUCUCGCGGGCGGAAAAAGGCGCUGUCCUUGAAUCUCACAGACGUGUGUCGUCUGGCAGAAUUAGACAGAUUGAGAGAAUCCUGCAGGUCCAGGCGACACACAAUAGAAGAAAUACAUAUCAAACAAUUCUCUCCUCCCCCUAAGAACCUCCCCAAUAAGAACAGGUCACUCACAGAGCCCCAUGGAGCAAUGUUAUCCAAACGGGCAACUCCCGUCGACCAGAUCAUCAGGCGGCCGUCGGUGUCCGAGGGGGGAGAGAGAGUUGGACAAUUAACAUGUAAAAGAGCAGAAAGUGCCAUGUCCAUCGAAUCAAAACCAUCUGUUGGCGAGCUUCCCAGACAGUGUUGUGACGUUUUGGGUCCAGGACUUUGCCGUGAUUGCUCAAGAUUAUACAGAAGGCAUUUUAAUACACGGAAAUCUGCCCAUGCUUUCCCAAACUUGACCAUAUCUGCAAGGAAUUUGGCGACGACUACUAUAUUGAAAAAAUAUCUUCCUAAUAUGAGUCCUACCGAAAUACAGAAAAACGUUGCCAUGGAAUAUAUCGACGUGAAGCCAUUCAGUCCAAGAGAUUUAGUUUCAAGUAGGGAAUUGAGACAGGAGAGCUUCGCUAAUUCGGAAACAGGAGUACACAGACUCAAAAAUGUUGUCAAUGACGGCACAUCACUGACAUACUUUAACGGUAUCGCAGAUUUAAACGCGAAGAUUGUGUCAGGGAGAGUUCCGAGAAGAAUAGACUUAAUGACCGACGGGUCGCGCCCCAAAUCUAACAAACUCCGCCAAGAUAAAACCAUAUCUGAGAGACUGUUUCCGACUUUCGUCAGUACGAAAAAAGCUGUCGAUGUCGAAAAAUCGUUACACUUUACACCAUACUCUCCUCCUCUUCUAUCAGUGGAGCAACAGAAUGCGGAACCGUCUUUCUUCGCUGGGUCUGACCUAGAGUACACGCUGCCAGAGAGACUGCCAAGCAGGCUGUUUUCAGACACAGAUGAGGACGAGUACAAGUCCUGGGACUCUGGGUCUAUUGCCACGCCUUCACAAGGCAGUGCUCGCACGGAAAGGUCUUUACCUCUUAGCGUGCCGUCCACCCCCCAGGAAAGCAUGAAGCACCCACAGUAUGGGCUGAGUUCUUAGGCUUACGUUGUUACAUAUUGUGUUAGUCUUUUUAAGGUAUAAGGGUAGUUUACAUUAUAACAAAAUGAAGCAAAUUUUAUUAUUGAUAACCACUGAGUGAUUUUGACAUAUUAUGUUAAGAAAUUACUCUUCAUUAGUAGAAAAAAGGAUUUAAAUCUGAGAUCAUACACUAAGAAGGAAUACAUUGUAUAAUGGGUAGAGUUGGUGAUGGAACGGCUGAAUUUUAAAUGAUCCGUUUGGAUACAGUGUUUUUAAUGAAUGAAUGAGGGAAUGAAUGAGGAAAUGAAUGAAUAAAUGAAUGAAUAAGGUGAAGUUGACAAUGGCCAAAGAGAGUAAAAAAAUCAAAAUCUAAAAGGAUGCGUUUCAGUAUUUGCUCCUAUACCAUUGCACUAAAUAACAGGCUACCAUGUGCAUGCAAAUCAUAUAACUGGGCAAAAUGAUUCGUUAAUUAUUUUUAUAGUUGAUUAUUAUUAUU